Molecule: messenger RNA, 1824 nt
Organism: Triticum turgidum subsp. durum (durum wheat)
Lineage: Eukaryota; Viridiplantae; Streptophyta; Magnoliopsida; Poales; Poaceae
Source: the annotation of a GenBank genome assembly
AUGUCAGUGCGGCGACGGUCGGAGAGCACGGAGGGUCUGUUCUUAUUCGAUGAGCGAAAAGACCGGAGGUCAGACGUGGAGAACUCAGAGGAUGAGAGGAGAAGGCUGUCCAUUGGCGGGUCACUUAAGAAGAAAGCGCUGAAUGCAUCAAGCAAGCUCACACAUUCGCUCAAGAAGCGGGGGAAGAGGAAGGUGGAGCAUCGGGCUUCUUCCUUCACCAUUGAAGACGUCAGAGAUGAGGAGGAGGAGCGUGCCGUGUUUACAUUUCAGCAAGAGCUUUUGAGCAGGAACUUGCUAUGUGACAAGCAAAAUGACUAUCACAUGUUGCUGAGGUUUUUGAAGGCAAGGAAAUUUGACACUGAGAAAGCCAUUCUUAUGUGGGCUGAGAUGCUCCAAUGGAGAAAAGAAUUCGGUGCGGAUACAAUACUCGAGGACUUCGAUUUUGAAGAGCUAGACGAGGUGCUUUCCUAUUAUCCUCAGGGUUACCAUGGAGUUGACAGGCAAGGAAGGCCAGUAUACAUCGAGAGAUUAGGGAAAGUUGACCCAAAUAAACUGAUGAACAUCACCACAGUUGACCGCUACAUCAAGUAUCAUGUGCAAGAGUUUGAGAGAGCCUUCUUGGACAAGUUUCCAGCAUGCUCUAUCGCAGCGAAAAGGCAUAUUGAUUCUACAACCACUAUACUAGAUGUUGAAGGCGUGGGUUUCAAGAACUUCAGCAAGACAGCAAGGGAAAUGCUAACUAGAAUGCAAAAAAUAGACAGUGAUUAUUAUCCUGAGACACUGCAUCAGAUGUUUGUUGUAAAUGCUGGCGGUGGUUUCAAGCUACUAUGGAAUUCAGUGAAAGGUUUUCUUGACCCUAAAACGGUCUCAAAGAUACAUGUUUUGGGAACAAAAUUCCAAAGCAAGCUUCUUGAAGUAAUAGAUGGAAGCCAACUUCCUGAAUUUUUGGGUGGAACAUGCACAUGUGCUGGUGAGGGAGGAUGCCUCAAGUCUAACAAAGGUCCAUGGAAUGAUCCUAACAUUAUGAAGGUUGCACAUAACAAAGAAGCAAAGUUUGGUAGAAACAGUGACACGUCAACAGCUGAGUCAGGAUCAGAUGUUGAUGAUCUAGGUUCUCCUAUGAUGAGAAGCACAUUGGGGUGCAGUCGACUCGCUCCAGUUCGUGAAGAAAUGCAGAUGAGAGCACGAGAGUCUGCGGCUUACUACAGUUGCGAUGAUCACUUUGUGGUGGUGGACAAAACAGUCGAUUAUGGCAGAGGAGGAUCAAUGCCAGAUAAAAGCAGUGCCCCACAAGUGAGAGUACAAGCCCAGCCUUUAGAAACACAAAACACUCCAGGUUCUUCAAGAAACAGUCGUGGUAUACUAGCACCCAAAGAGAUUCCGGAGGAAGGGAAAUUCUAUCGUUUUCUCAGAUUACUGCUGGUUCUGGUUGUUAGAAUUUUUACCUUCUUACGCACAGUAUGCAGUCAGCCAGAGACAACGAUGGUCAACAACCCACUACCUCCAGCUCCUGAGUUUGAACCCAUCUCUGGUGAUCAUCCAGCAGUUGAAGCGUUCAGUGUGGACCUUGUCAGUCCUGUCAUUGAGCGCCUUCAGAAGCUCGAGGGUCGGGUUGAUGAGCUCGGCAGCAAGCCCCCGGAGAUUCCCCUGGAGAAAGAACGCUCCCUCCUGGAUUCAUGGGAUAGGAUCAAAUGUAUCGAAUCUGACCUCGAAAGGACAAAGAAAGUUCUGCAGGCUACUGUGAUGAAGCAACUAGAAAUUGCAGACUCAGUAGAGGAAGUUAUCUUGUCAAAGCUGCACGUGAUUGACAGGGUAAUGAGCUGA